CCGAAGGGCAACGGAAGGGAGAUUUCGGAAUCGGCGAGUGAAGAAGGAAAAGAAGAAGCUCGAAAAUGGUGGAAUCGGAAUCCUCAUCGGCGGCGGAGUCCCAGUCCUUUCUCCGGCAACAUUGGAACGGGUGGAAAGAGUUCUGGGCUGAUAGGUUCUCUUUCCUCGAGAACUACUCGAGGUUCACCAACCGCGACAAGCCUCUCCCUUCUUGGUCUUCCUCCGAUGUCGAGGAGUUCAUCGCCUCCGAUCCUGUUUAUGGCCCCACUCUGAAAACAGCAAGGGAAGCAGCCAACUAUGGUGCUGUUGGAGGUGUUCUUGGCGCUGUAUCAACUGGUGCUUUCGCCUGGAAAUACUCAAGAAGCCCUCAUGGUGCUGCACUGGCGUUAGGCGCGGGAGCUGUGUUCGGGUGGACGUUUGGUCACGAAAUAGCGAACCACUCUCUGCAACUCUACAAAUUGGACACAAUGGCGGCUCAGGUUAAGUUCUUGGAAUGGUGGGAGCGUAAGAGCCAAUGAAAGCUUUUUCAAUCUGAAGGAAUGCUUCACUUUCUUCACAAUAAUCUCCACUGCAUCUUGUCGGAAAACGGCUUGGCGGUGAUAUCUUCUUUUCCCACCCUCGUUUUUUUUUUCCUGUUUUGGGUUUAUCGAAAAUCAGAAUUCAAUGUACUAUAAUAGCAUGUUUUGUAUUGUGGUCGGAAUAAUGAGAACUGGUUCAAGUGUUCCAGCAAUUUGGGGGAAGUGGAUCAUGAGGGGUCUUAAGUUUUCAGUGUGUUGAACCUCAAACCUGUUUCCAAGAUAAUACAUUCGCUUGUUUCUCAUGCUU
This is a messenger RNA of Tarenaya hassleriana, 825 nucleotides long. Its product is annotated as succinate dehydrogenase subunit 6, mitochondrial-like. Lineage: Eukaryota; Viridiplantae; Streptophyta; Magnoliopsida; Brassicales; Cleomaceae. The transcript has 3 exons. The record is from RefSeq and is a predicted model, not a curated record. The coding region runs from base 66 to 518 and encodes 150 amino acids.